Messenger RNA from Oryctolagus cuniculus (rabbit), 4203 nucleotides. It is a transcript of the gene DIRAS2, whose product is annotated as DIRAS family GTPase 2. Gene Ontology annotation, biological process: signal transduction. Gene Ontology annotation, cellular component: membrane. Lineage: Eukaryota; Metazoa; Chordata; Mammalia; Lagomorpha; Leporidae. Gene Ontology annotation, molecular function: GTP binding; GTPase activity. The record is from RefSeq and is a predicted model, not a curated record.
CGAAACCACGCGGAUCCGCGCGGCAGACGUUUCUGAAAUGUUGGCUCAGGCUCGGCGUGAAUCUUACUUCCUGCUGAUGCACCUGUUUCUGAUCCACGCUCCUGUGCCCACAAUGGUUGAUCAGCGUCCGGAAAAUCAACGUGGCGGUCUCCUUGAAACACCAACGGAGAACCACUCGGGGAGGAGGCGGUUCGCAGCCUCGGGCCCUAUUAAAUCAGAGCGUAUUGAUCUGUGUAUUCAUUGGUCGGCGGGGGGCUUCGCUGGCCCUCUACGUGAGCAGGUUUUUAAUUUAGUGUCUGGGAACUCUCUCUACGAAGGGCGGUGUCUGCUGGUUGAUCGUCGGCAGCCGCAAGCACCAUGCCUGAGCAGAGCAACGAUUACCGCGUGGCCGUGUUCGGGGCAGGUGGUGUUGGCAAGAGCUCGCUGGUGUUGAGGUUUGUGAAGGGAACGUUCCGGGAGAGCUACAUCCCCACGGUGGAAGACACCUACCGGCAGGUGAUCAGCUGCGACAAGAGCAUCUGCACGCUGCAGAUCACCGACACCACCGGGAGCCACCAGUUCCCGGCCAUGCAGCGGCUGUCCAUCUCCAAGGGGCACGCCUUCAUCCUGGUCUACUCCAUCACCAGCCGGCAGUCCCUGGAGGAGCUCAAGCCCAUCUACGAACAGAUCUGUGAGAUCAAGGGGGACGUGGAGAGCAUCCCCAUCAUGCUGGUGGGCAACAAGUGCGACGAGAGCCCCAGCCGCGAGGUGCAGAGCAGUGAGGCCGAGGCCCUGGCCCGCACGUGGAAGUGCGCCUUCAUGGAGACCUCGGCCAAGCUCAACCACAACGUGAAGGAGCUCUUCCAGGAGCUGCUGAACCUGGAGAAGCGCAGGACCGUGAGCCUGCAGAUAGAUGGCAAGAAGAGCAAGCAGCAGAAGCGGAAAGAGAAGCUCAAGGGCAAGUGCGUGGUCAUGUGAGGGCCCUUCCCCGGCCUCCCUCCCAUCCCCCAUGUGAAACCCACCGUUGUCAGGGUAGCAUGUACGACGCCCGCGUGUUAAACAUUGCAUUGGACCGAGCCAGGCCCUGGCAUCCUUCAGAGGGCAUGCCACACCGCCAACAAAAAGCCACCCCUCUCUGAGUCCCAGAACCCGCCAGGCAGUUAAAAGCCAACACCUGCAGCCUCCCAGGGAACUCGGGACAGUGCAUUCCCCAGAGGGAGGUGGGAGGACCUGUCCCCAUGAUGGCAGCGUGUGCGGAGAGGACUGAACGCCACCCAGUGCAUGGGAGAGUGCGUGAGCCCGGAGCCGCAACCCCGAGCCAGGCAUUUAUCUCUGCUCAGAAGCCGGUAACGUCUUUGGGGGAGGGACAUGGGUAUGGGCGGAGGCGAGAGCAUGAGUCCAUCCAAAGCGGACCACACUGGGUCCCUUUCAUGCUUUUAUUUUACCAAUUUGUUUUAAAUUGGGUUCAACAUAAAACAACACAGCCUCCCUCAAAGGAGGGUCUCCACUCGCUGCCCCAGAUCUGCCAGGGACCUUGUUACUACCCUUCCCCUCUUCCCCCCUCCAAAGAUGCAUUCCCCUGGUGUAGACCUAGCUAGCAAGCAUCUCUCUCACCUCUGCCAGUGUUUCUUUUUCACAUCCAAUGGUGAGUUCCCUAACUGCGUGCUGUCCUUUCGGAAUGCUUCGGUUCUGGAGUACAGGGUUGUAAACAGCAUUAAAGCGUCACCUACUGCUUGCUCCUGGGGUUUCCCUGUGACAGUUUGAGGAAGGUGAAGCUUCUUCCCUUUGGUCCCCAAGGGUUGUGACUCCUUCAGCCUUCAGGUUUUAAAUAAAAGCAAAUAAAGCGGCUGUUUUUAGGCAUUUUGUUAACCCUCCAAGAUGGCUUUAUUCUCUUAAAUAAUUUGAUCUGUACCCAGCCAGGCAACAGCCAGCAAAGGCCAUCUGACGACCAAAAGCUCAUCUGUUUUUCUAAGUGACACGCACACGUGGAUGCCACACUUUGCACCUUAACAGAGGACAUUGAAGCAGGAGUUGCUCACGGUGUCGUUGCUGAUCUGUCUGUAUCAGAAGUAUGUUCCUGGAAAAUGCACUUGUGUACCAGUAAAUUCUCUUGCAUGUUCCGUUACACACGUCUUGUAAGAGCUCUGCGAGACAGCACUCACUCUAGAAACAAUUAUCUUCCCCUCCUAAUGACUGUGUGUGCAUCCUUAAUCCUCUUUAAACCAAAUGACAGCCACUGUGGUUCCUGUGCCAGGCGGGGGAGAGGACAGUGGCUGGAGACCAGCAGGCUGCUCUGCCCCGGGAAGAGUCCAGGCACAUCCUCUGCUCUCCCUACGUAGCAUCUGUUUGGUCUCUGCAUCCUAAGAAUUCCCAGACUGGCUGACUGUGGGGUCAUCCUCUCCUCUCAGUCCUUGUCACCUGCCGGGCGGAGGGAGCUGCCGUAGCACUUGGGCUUGCUUGCACAGGGGGCCUCCUGGCUGCUGGGCGGCAGUGCUAGCCCUGGACAGAGCUCCCCGGUUGGAGAUGUUGCACAUGGCGGUGUCUAUACUUGCUGUGUUUUCCCCCGCCCCCGCUGACGUGGGCGCCACCAUCCUCCAGAGCGCCAGCUAGCUCCCUUUGUAGCCCCGUCUGGUCUCAUCCUCUCGGCUCCACCAGAAACUUGACCUGCCGAGCACCACCUUGGGCUCCUAGGUCAAAUCCUCACUGAUCUAACCAGAGCAGAGGGAGUGUUCACGCUGAGCGGGGACAAGUCAGGACAGGAGUGGCCCGGGAGCUCGUGGGGAGCUCAGGGCACUGGGACCAGUCCUCAGGUCCCUGAUGCAGGCUCCACAACAUUUGCAAUGAGAUCUGGUCGGGGCAUUUUCUGGAUCCUUGGUUUUUCAACUUGUAUCUAUAUUUUUCCCCCCAUUUCUGUUCUCAGAGAGGUUAUCGGUUUGUCAUUUGUUUAUGGGUGAAGUCUAACAGGCAGUGGAAUUUCAUGGCCAACAUGGGAUGGCUAGGUUUUUGCCUGGGUUUUUCUGCUAACAGUAAAAUGGGAUCUUUGCCACUGACCAUGAUGCUAAUAAGGCUUUUCUUCCGAGAGCUUCCUGCAGACGGCUCCAUCCCUACAGAUCACAAGUCCCCAUGCCUUUUAGCCCUUUCCAGACAGUGUGUAUUUAUAAGCGUCUGGGCGCUCCUCCACGAGAGGUUUGCGGGACUAAAAAUCUGUUCUCGUUCAGGAUCCGUUGUGUUCCUUUGUGUCUUGCCUGUGAGGUUUGGCUCAGAUGGCAUGUGAGCCUCCGUGUGGAUCUUCAUUCUGAGAUCAUUUUCAAUGAGCUGAAGACAUUGGUGGUUUUCUCAAAUUUGUCUUUUAGGAGUUCUACGUGGACUCAGGGCUUGGCAAGGCAGUACCACUGCAUCAGAUUUUACUUUUAAUUUAUUUUUUAUUUGUUAGCAUUUGUGUGGUCCCGACCCCACCUAUGGAGUGGCGGUUCUUAGGAACCCAUCUGACAUUGCCUAUGGGUGCGGCAGGUUCUGACCCAGCCAUAGUAAGUUACAGAACUCAAAAUGGGAGUUUGAGGCUGGCUCGCUCUCUCUGGGGAGAAGCACGGGGCUCCCUGAGUUCCCUGUGUCCCCGCUGGUCCCCUCCAUCCAGCGACAAGCCAUGGGCAUGCAGACCAUGCAUCAAGAACAACAAGAGCAAUAUUGAAUUGUUCAUUAUAUCUAGAACUAUAUACAGAGUCUAUACUUUUCCUGCAUUUUUGAAGUCUAAAGCAGUAAACUGUACAUAGCUGUACGCAAGUAUAUUUGUUUCACUGUUUGUAAUAUUUACGAAAUGCUCAUUCUUUGUAGAACAAGAAACGUAUUCAAUAUUUUAAAAAAACUGCUCUGUAAUACUUCGUUUUUUUCCUUCCAAAAUUUGUAAUGUGUUGCUCCUACAUAAGCUCUCCCUGGAAAUAUCCAUAACUCACGGGACACUUGAAUACCUUCGAAGACACGUCCUGGAACUCAGAACCCAUAAAGCCAACAUGUAGAGAAAGUAUUUACAGAGCAUGACUUUUAUACGUGUGGGAUAUCAAUGUGUAUAUUUAUAUUCAAAGUGUAUUUAUUGUUACAGUUCCAUUCUCUACUCUGUUUUAUUUACUCCACGGUUAUAAAAUCACCCUUGCGUAACGUUUCUAGUUGCCAGUGAUGUUCUGAAAAUGAUGGGACAUACUCCAAUAAAGCUUCGGUUAUGACACCCUG